Messenger RNA from Necator americanus (New World hookworm), 1008 nucleotides. RefSeq lists its product as uncharacterized. NCBI's taxonomy places the organism in Eukaryota, Metazoa, Nematoda, Chromadorea, Rhabditida, Ancylostomatidae. The transcript is spliced from 10 exons. Bases 1 to 1008 code for a protein of 335 amino acids. The record is from RefSeq and is a predicted model, not a curated record. Gene Ontology annotation, cellular component: plasma membrane. Gene Ontology annotation, molecular function: calcium channel activity; calcium, potassium:sodium antiporter activity. Gene Ontology annotation, biological process: calcium ion transmembrane transport; intracellular calcium ion homeostasis.
AUGGAACUGAGGAAUAAGAUAGAUGAACUCCAGCUGAAAAUUGAACAGGAGGCGGCUAUCCGCACCUCCGCCGGUGUGUCGUCCUUGGAUAUGUCCAAGGAGGACACAGCGGCGGAGAUGUGGAUAGCGACGUUAGGCCGUGACAUCAAUAAUAACGCUAUUAAAACUGUAAGUGGAUCAGUGGCAAGACACGGGAAUCGAGUUACGCCCUUGGAUGCAACUGAACCAAAUCAGGAGGCGAAAGAUACUCGAAAUGGAAAUAUUAGACAGGAACCCCAGCGUGCACCGCCUGAGAAGGUCAUCACAAUACCGCCUUUGAACAUAGAUAAGCUCUCUAUUACAUCCGGAGAUGAGCAACCGCUGGACUUAUCUUGGCCAGAUGCUCCGUUAAAAAGAGUCAUAUUUCUGCUUCUUGCUCCCAUCACGUUUCCUCUGGCUUUAACUCUACCAGACGUCCGUAAACCGUCUUGGCGGUCGUGGUUCAUAGUUACCUUCGUUGGAUCAGUAUUAUGGAUAGCGCUAUUCUCCUACUUAAUGGUAUGGUGGGCGAACACAAUUGGAGAGACGUUCGGUAUUCCUACAGAAAUUAUGGGUCUCACCAUACUUGCAGCUGGUACUAGCAUCCCCGAUCUCAUUACAAGUGUAAUUGUUGCUCGGAAGGGAUUGGGAGAUAUGGCCGUAUCGAGCUCCAUCGGCAGCAACCUAUUCGAUAUUUGUGUAGGGCUUCCGAUACCUUGGCUGCUGUACUUCAUUGUCGCAUUGUUUCGCAUGGGAAACGGUCCAUUUCCAACUGUAUCAGUCAUAUCCAAUGGACUCAUCUGCAGCGUUGGAAUGUUGUUCAUGAUGCUAGUCUUUUUGGUUGUCGCCAUCGCUUUGUCUCGGUGGAGAAUGGACAAAAUAUUUGGUCUCGUAAUGAUCGUAUCCUACUUGUUCUUCUGUGUGUUCAGUGUAUUCCUCGAAACUGGUCAGAUCGUUUGCCCAUUACGGAUGUCCUCCGAUUCUUGUUAA